This is a messenger RNA of Saccharomyces paradoxus, 471 nucleotides long. RefSeq names its product Csm4p (gene CSM4). Bases 1 to 471 code for a protein of 156 amino acids. The transcript has a single exon. Lineage: Eukaryota; Fungi; Ascomycota; Saccharomycetes; Saccharomycetales; Saccharomycetaceae. The record is from RefSeq and is a predicted model, not a curated record.
AUGGUAAAGAGAUCCGUAGGAAGGAAGGUAGCAUUAAGCUUAUCUAACCAGUUGAUGACUUGGAAAUGGAAACAGCAGUCAUGGUUAUUAGACAGAAAGUUAGCGACAAUAAACAAUGAUUAUUUUAUUUCGCAAUGGGAACUCCUUUUUUUAACUAAUGAGGUCACGGAAUGGAAAGAAAUGAUUGCCUUCUUGGAAAGCCAGUUAUGUUGCACAACACGGAAUUUCAUGGGGGGGGAGACAUACAAUAGGAAAAACUUUCAAAACUUGAUAGACGAUUAUAACGAACUGUUAAGCGAAAACAACUUGAUUAUUUCCGUUUUGAAAAGUAGGCCGCGGCUAUCCUCAUUUCCAAUAUAUUUGGGCGAUGAAGUAUGUUCACACUUUAAACUCGCCAUUGCAGAGCUAGAUUCACUGAUAAUAAUCUCUUUUAUUUCUUUGGUAUUUUUGUGGGUAGCGAUAGAAGUUUGA